Molecule: messenger RNA, 783 nt
Organism: Saccoglossus kowalevskii
Lineage: Eukaryota; Metazoa; Hemichordata; Enteropneusta; Harrimaniidae
Product: mediator of RNA polymerase II transcription subunit 25-like
Biological process (GO): positive regulation of transcription by RNA polymerase II
Cellular component (GO): transcription regulator complex; mediator complex
Source: RefSeq, a predicted model, not a curated record
AUGGUGGUGGCUGAUCAAAGCACGUCCGCGUGUGAUGUAGUGUUCGUGGUGGAAGGCACCGCAAAUCUUCAUGCUUAUUUCGAGUACAUGAAAAACUCGUACAUAUUGCCGACCCUCGAAUAUUUUAAUGGUGGUCCGGUAGUUAAAUAUGGUGACUUUGGCCCUAAGAUUGGCGGCAACACAUUCUACUCUUUGGUGGUUUACAACACAGCAGACUGCGCUCCCAACCAGUCAUGCAUCUGUACGGAUCCCACUACAAAGGCAUGGAAGCUACUUGACAGUUUUGACAACAUAGAGUUUAUUUCGGGAGCUGGUGAAAAGUUUAGUUUGAUUUCUGAAGGUUUGGGCACGGCCUUAACGCUGUUUGACGAUAUGAAAUCUAUGCGACAGGGACAUAGUACAAGUGUACAGGUGCAGAAGCAUUGUAUUUUGAUUUGUAAUUCGCCACCAUAUCCACUGCCGAGUCAAGAAAGCUUUCACUACAACGGUCUUACUUCAGAACAGUUGGCAGCCAUGCUAGCAGAGAGGGGGAUCCAUUUAUCAAUUCUAUCGCCACGGAAACUGCCAGAACUCCAAAAAUUAUAUGACAAGGCUUGCGGAGAGUUACAGAUCGUUGCAACCAGAGACUAUGCUACAGAUCCCCGUCACAUGAUUUUGCUGAAAGGGUAUCAACUUGCAGAAAGAACAGCUGCAAACAUUACUGAUGCCAAAGAGGUUGCCAUAGUGAAACCAGUCCCAGCAGUACUGCUGUUACCAUCCCAACAACAAUUCCACAACCACUGA